CCCCUCCCGUGCUCAACAACCCAAGCACGCAGCUCAAGCUGAAACGAAAAUGGAGGCGAAUAUUGGGAAAUUCUUCGAGUCGGUUGGCAAUUUCUUCACUGGUGGCGACCAGAUCCCCUGGUGCGAGCGCGACGUCAUCGCCGGAUGUGAAAGAGAAGUUGCUGAGGCUGAGAAAGGUUCCGAGUUGUUCAAAGAAUGUCUCAUGCGUCUGUCAUGGUCUCUUGUUCAUUCAAGGCAUCCAGAAGAUGUGCUACGUGGAAUAGCAAUGCUUGAAGCUUCUGUGAGUGAUGCUAAUAGCACCCCUCUGCAAUUGAGAGAGACUAUUUAUCUUCUUGCUGUUGGGUAUUACCGAAGUGGUGACUAUUCUAAGAGUAGGGAACUUGUUGAACAGUGUUUAAUGAUUGCACCUGCCUGGAGACAGGCGCUGACCCUUAAGAAAAUGAAUGAAGACCGGAUCAAAAGAGAUGGUGCGAUAGGGAUAGGAAUUGCUGCAACUGCUGUUGGACUGAUUGCUGGUGGAAUUGCUGCAGCCGUGGCUCGGAAGAAGUGAUCAUGCUUUCAAACCCUACACCUAUCUGCAAAUUUAUUAGAUGAACAUGCCUUUUGAAUUAUGUUGCUUGGCUGCUCUAGUCCCUGUUCAUAGAAUUUUACAUUAGACGUAAAAUGAAUGCUAGCGUAUAUACACCAGCUUGAAGUUCUGUAUAUUAUAAAACAUGAUGUGUUUGUGUUUUCUGUCUUAACUUUGCUGAAUUAGGCUCUAAAUAUCUGUUUUUGCCUCACGUUUGGGGCUAUAACAGGCAGGAAAUUUAUUUGUUCGAGUUUGCUUGUGCAACUUGUUCAACUUUCUGCCAAAGACAUGCAUGUGAAAGGAGUCGCUAUUUCUUCUGACCUGGGCAACAGCCUAGGCGUAGAUAAUAGUAACUCUAUUAUUAUUCACAUUAUUCAGAUUACCUUCUGCUC
This is a messenger RNA of Fragaria vesca subsp. vesca, 960 nucleotides long. RefSeq names its product mitochondria fission 1 protein-like. Lineage: Eukaryota; Viridiplantae; Streptophyta; Magnoliopsida; Rosales; Rosaceae. Gene Ontology annotation, biological process: autophagy of mitochondrion; peroxisome fission; mitochondrial fission. The record is from RefSeq and is a predicted model, not a curated record. The coding region runs from base 50 to 550 and encodes 166 amino acids. The transcript has 5 exons. Gene Ontology annotation, cellular component: peroxisomal membrane; mitochondrial outer membrane. Gene Ontology annotation, molecular function: protein binding.